UGGCAGCUGAGCAGCUCCUGGGAGCUGGGGCAGGAUGACCUGGGCAGGGGAGCUUGGGCUGAGCUCUCCCAGGCGGAGGCUGGCAGUGGAGGACCUCAUGGGGCAGGCCCCGCUCUCCAGAACUCAGGCAGCCAGCACUGAGGGUGGCCAGGCAGGAGUCCCCAAAAUGGCCCCCAGCUUCAGAGGCCUUUAGAGGAGGAACAAUAAGCUGGCGUGACCUGGAAGAGACCGUAGGUCAAGGUGGGGAACACCGAGGAGAGCUGUGGGAUAGGGUUGCAGAUAAAUCUAAGGGUGACAAGCCCAGGAUCUUACUGCCCAGAAACUCCCACCCUGAAAGUGGAGCUCCGACAAGGGACAGCCAAGAGGACCAAGACCUCCAGGACUUUGCUGGGAACAGGCCCUGUCGGCUGACCUCAGUGCCCUGGGUAGGCCUGCAUGGACAUCCCCGUCAGCAGCAGAGACUUCCACUGCCUGCAGCUGGCAUGCGUGGCCCUUGGCCUGGUGGCCGGCAGCAUCAUCAUCGGUGUCUCCGUGACCAAAGCUGUGGCUGCUCUGGGUGGUAUCUUUAUUGGCGCUGCUGGUCUGGGGCUCCUGAUGUUGGCCUACCCCUUCCUGAAGGCUCGGUUCAACCUGGAACACCUCCUGCCCAACUUAGGGAACCUGAGAGUCCACCCCCAUCCAGCGCCAGACCAGGGGGAGGGAAGAUCCAACGCCAAUGGCAAUAAAGAGGGAGUCCGAAGCAGCCUGGCCACUGUGAGCAGAACCUUGGAGAAGCUGAAGCCAGGGGCCCGGGGGACUGGGGAGAGCUGAGGGGCUGCCCCCUGCCCUGUGCCCCCCGCCCUCCACCCCCUUCCUGCCUGCCAUCCGGAUUUCAGAGCCCUCCUGGGUCUAAACCAGAAAUAAACCACGUGCUGGAGAUGUCAGACCUGCAUUCACCUGGCCACGGCUCUUGGCUACGAGAUCCACAGAGUGGGAGUCUGAAGGUCUGAAACAAGAUGUUGCUGGAAGCCCUACAGGGGGUCUUUGUUUUAGGCUCUUGACCUGGAUUUUCUCUCUGGACUUCAGCUCAACUUCGUUCCAUUUUGUAUCUACUGACUGGUUUCUGUGGAAUUUAAGGUCCAGGAAUACCCCAGUCUCUUGCUUCAGCCUGGCCACAGAAGUGAACCACAGGCCCACAGGAACCACAGACAGGGUCCUGGCUGGGCCCUGGGCCUGUAGAGCUCACUGGCUGAAUAGAGGGUCUGGAUCAGACUCUUUUGGGGAUAUUAAAACUCUGGGCAACUCCUCAGGGACCUUAGCAGCAGUGAACCAGAGGGGAAGUUGGGGGUGAGGGGGGUAGAGGGAUCCUAAACAAAGUGGUCACUGUCAUGAUGGGAGGCUUCCAGGAGAAGGUGGCUCAUCCCCUGAGACUCUUGGUAUUUGACUCCAGUCAAGACAUGCAGCCUCCUUCUUCUUCCCUCCUCUCACUGUUCCUGAACACUCCAGUCUCCAAGCCCUGGCUGAUGUUCUCCUGGAGGCCCCUCUGCUCUGCUCUGCCUUUCGAACCCCCCACCUUUAAAGGCUUAGUUCCAAGAAUCCUUAACCAUAGCUUCCCCCCUGGUCCUCCCACCAGCUUGUGUCUCCCUCUCUCGAUAAUCAUCAGGCAGGUUGAAGUCUUAUUUUUCAUAAAAAUAAUUAUUAAUCCUAUUUAAACCCACUGUAUGUUGCCAUUUUCCUGUCACCAUCAAGUCCCAAGGUGCUCAGAAAAGGUUAAUGGCUUAAUUGUAAUAGACAAACCAUCUCCCAGGCUUUCCCUAGAGAUCCGUCUCAAGGCCUCCUGUACCUACAAGCUUGGGGCGAGGAGGACCUGGCCCAGGUGCAUAUGGCUAUGCAGAACACAUUACUCCUCCUUCCAUGCCACUCUUCAUACACAUGCACCUUCAUGGUCUUUUCAGAGACAUCUGUUUGUGGCCUCUGAACUGGUCUGGUGAGCAAAAAGACAAAGCUAGGGAGACUCUCAUUCUGAAAGGAUCUGUGCAGGUGGCACCUCCUCUUGGAAGCCUCCACUGAUUUUGCUGUGCUUCCAUCACCCCAGGGCUCCCUCCACCAUAGCCCACAUCACUCUGAAUGGCCCUUGUCUAUUUCCCCUCUUGAGGGUAGAGGUGGGGAGAGCUAGGCAUAAAGAAAAUACCCAGUGGAGGUUGGAAAACCCAACCCAAAGUGGGAGAGACCAUCUCACUGUACAGAUGGGAAGGCUGAGACUCUGAAGGAAAAGGACUCCUCAAGUCCCAAGGUGGGAGAUUGGAGCAUGCCUUGCACCCGGGUCUCCUCUCUCUCCCUGCCCAAGAACUAUUUUCUGCACCUGCCACAAGGACCAGCUCCCUGACCACAGAGGGACAGAGCUCUGUAAUGGGGCUCAAUUUCAUAUACUCUGGCCCAUAGUGAAGUGUUUCAUUCUUCCAGCCUGGGGGAGCCAACUCCCCUCCUUGCCUUUUCCUCCUCCCUUUCUCAUUCCUGUUCCUGCUCCUGUUACUGCCUCUUCUCUUUUUCUCCUCCUCUUCUCAAAACCUCAUUAUCAUCAAUAGUACUUCGGUGUGGUGGCCCCUCCUUGAUCAAUAAGGAACCCUUCCUCCUGUCUGUCUUCAGUCCUCACCUGCAGCACCCCCAAAAGUGCCCAAGGCUGGAGGGGGUGGGAGUGGAGCAAGUGGAGCCUGAGCUCUCCCACACAGGGCGGCCCACCGUCUACCCUUCCCAGCCAUGAUCUCCCCGAGGGCUGACAGGGCAAGGCACAGGGCAGUGUUGGGGAUCAGAGUGGAAUAAAUUAAGGAAUGAACACAUAGAAAGGCACUGGAGCCCUAGCCGGUUUGGCUCAGUGGAUAGAGUGUCAGCCUGCAGACUGAAGGA
Molecule: messenger RNA, 2883 nt
Organism: Pipistrellus kuhlii (Kuhl's pipistrelle)
Lineage: Eukaryota; Metazoa; Chordata; Mammalia; Chiroptera; Vespertilionidae
Gene: KNCN
Product: kinocilin
Exons: 4
Coding region: 436-810 (124 amino acids)
Cellular component (GO): cuticular plate; kinocilium; neuronal cell body
Source: RefSeq, a predicted model, not a curated record